CUAACUGCUACUGCACCCAAACAAGACUUUCUGUCGUAUCGCCCAGUUACUGGUAUUUACUUCUGUCUUAAAAAUAUAACAGCGUCUGGACUUGGCUGAUUCCAAAGCACAGCUAUGUGCAGCUGUGUGCGGAGCUCCAGGGCUCUGUCCCCUGUCCUGCUCCCCAGGCUGCUGCUUCCCCACACGGGGUACAGGUUGGCUGGCAGGGGCAUCUGGACCUCACCCCACUGCAUGGCUGUCAGUGGAGACUCCCAGCUGCUCCCACUGCCCAGCCAGGCCCGAGUGGUGAUCUGUGGAGGAGGUAUUGUGGGAACAUCAGUGGCUUACCACCUGGCCAAACUUGGCUGGACUGAUAUUGUGCUUCUGGAGCAAGGCAGACUUGGUGCAGGAACAACCAGACUAUGUGCUGGCAUUGUCAGCGUGGCCAAGCCUAUUUCCAUUGAGUGUCAAAUGGCCAAUUACUCCAAUAGUCUUUACCAGCAGCUGGAGGAGGAGACAGGGAUCAAAACAGGCUAUGUGAAGACAGGGUCUUUGUGUCUGGCUCAAAAUCAGGAUCGCUUCAUCUCGCUGAAGCGCCUGGCAUCCCGACUAAAGGUAAUGGGGAUCAGCUGUAACAUCAUUAAACCUAAGGAGGUGGCCAAACUCCACCCUCUUGUUAACAUCCAUGACCUGGUAGGGGCACUCCACCUCCCUGCUGAUGCCGUGGUGUCUCCUCCUGAAGUGAACCAUGCCAUGGCUGUGGCUGCUGCUGGACAAGGGGUUCAGAUUCUGGAGCGGACCAGUGUUCAGCAGGUUCUGGUGGAGAAGGGUCAUGUGAUGGCGGUGGAGACUGACCGGGGUUCCAUUGAAUGUGAAUAUUUUGUCAACUGUGCUGGACAGUGGGCUUAUGAGCUGGGCCAGGCUAGUGAGAUGAAGGUGUCGGUUCCUCUUCACGGCUGUGAACACUUCUACCUCCUCACAAAACCUCUCCAGGACCCACUUCCACCCAGCACUCCAGUGGUGAUUGAUAUGGAUGGCAGGAUAUAUGCACGGCCAUGGCAGGGAGGCCUUCUGUCAGGAGGCUUUGAGAAGAACCCCAAACCCAUCUUCACUGAGGGCCGCAACCAGCUGGAGAUCCAGAACAUGCAGGAGGACUGGGACCACUUUGAGCCAAUGCUCAGUGCUCUGCUGAGGAGAAUGCCUGGUCUAGAGUCAGCGGAGAUCCAUCAGCUGGUGAACUGUCCGGAGUCCUUCACCCCUGAUAUGCGCUGUCUGAUGGGAGAGACGCCGGGUGUCUCAGGCUACUACGUGCUGGCUGGGAUGAACUCCUCCGGUCUGGCUUUUGCUGGAGGAGCUGGCAAGUACCUGGCAGAGUGGAUGACCUAUGGUUACCCCACUGCCAACGUCUGGCCACUGGACAUCAAACGCUUUGGUAAUCUGCAGAGCAGCCGAACCUUCUUGAGACAUAGAGUAAUGGAAGUCAUGCCUCUGCUGUAUGAACUGAAGGUUCCUCGCUGGGACUUUCAGACUGGGCGUCAGCUAAGGACCAGCCCUCUAUAUGACCGUCUGGACACCCAGGGAGCACGCUGGAUGGAAAAACAUGGCUUUGAAAGACCCAAAUACUUUGUUCCUCCAGGGAAAGAUCUGCUGUCUCUGGACCAGAGUAAGACCUUCUACAAACCAGACUGGUUCGAUAUCGUUGGAGCAGAAGUGAAAUGCUGCAAAGAGGCUGUCUGUGUCAUUGACAUGUCCUCCUUCACCAAGUUUGAACUGACUUCCACAGGAGACCAGGCCCUGGAGCUGCUGCAACAUCUGUGUGCCAAUGACCUGGAUGUUCCUGUUGGACACAUUGUCCACACCGGCAUGUUGAAUGAGAGGGGAGGUUAUGAGAAUGACUGCAGUGUGGUCCGCCUCAGCAAGAACAGCUUUUUCAUCAUCUCCCCGACAGACCAGCAGGUCCACUGCUGGUCCUGGAUAAAGAAACACAUGCCCAAUGACCCACACCUUCACCUAGAGGAUGUCAGCUGGAAGUACACAGCUUUGAAUCUUAUUGGACCCCGUGCAAUGGAUGUUUUGGCUGAGCUGUCAUAUGUUUCCAUGACGCCCGACCACUUCCCGUCUAUGUUCUGUAAGGAGAUGAGUGUGGGCUAUGCCAAUGGGAUCAGAGUGAUGAGUAUGACUCAUACUGGAGAACCAGGCUUCAUGCUCUACGUCCCCAUAGAGUACGCGCUGCAUGUGUACAAUGAGGUGAUGUCAGUGGGUCAGAAGUAUGGGAUUCGUAACGCAGGGUACUACGCACUGCGCAGCCUACGGAUAGAGAAGUUCUUUGCCUUCUGGGGUCAGGACCUCGAUGCUUUCACCACCCCACUGGAGUGUGGACGAGAGUUCAGGGUUAAGUUUGACAAGGACACAGACUUCCUGGGUCGUGAGGCGUUGCUGCAGCAGCGUCAGGAUGGCGUGUUCCGACGGUUCGUCAUGCUGGUUCUUGAGGAUCACGACACUGAGCUGGACCUGUGGCCGUGGUGGGGGGAGCCCAUCUACCGUAACAAUCAUCUGGCUGGGACGACCACCAGCAGCGCCUACAGCUACACCUUGGAGCGCCACGUCUGCCUUGGCUUUGUAUCUCCACCACCAGGCGAAGAGGGGCUCCCCACACCCAUCACUCCGGACUUCAUCAACCGUGGGGACUAUGAGGUGGACAUUGCUGGCCAGCGCUACCCGGCCAAAGCCAAACUCUACCCCUUCAGCUCCCUCUUCACCCAACAAAAACGCCGCAAGGAAGACAUGGAGCUCAGCAACCUCCAGGGGAAGUGAUGCAGAGUAAUAGAAAACCCUCCAGUAGCCUCAGCAGGGGCUUCUGUGAUACUCCUCCAGUUCACCAAAUCCACUCCUGCACUUACCCCGCAGUGCCAACCUAUCUUCCCUUUUCUGGCUCCUAAUCAGAGGGCUGUUUGCACUAUUACUCCUUGUCCCCCCAAUAUUUAACAUCCACGUUGCAUCGCUCUCUUUCGAAGUGCAAUAUUUAACAGGCAUCAGAUGCCUGAGCUAUAUCAAAUACAGUUAUUAAAGUCUGCAGUUCCUUUUCAGCCCUGCCCUGCUAUACACUGUAAACACACUCCCCACAGUCUCAAAGGCUGCUUUACUGGGACAGUCUAUGGUUAAGUGCCUUUGUCAAGGCAACAUGAACACUAGCUGUUGAGAACUUAUUCACUUUGUUCACUUUAACCCAUCCGGAAGGGGUUUUGAAUGACAAUCUUUUCCAGUAGUGCUCCAGUCACUGUAACGCUUCACACUGCAUGGUCUGGAAAAGUCUGAAAGAAAGUCAGCGCUGAUUUGCAAAUGCCUACACAGUCACUGUAGAUGUUGACUCUGUUGUCAUUUUUCAAAUUGUAAAUUUGCUGCUGUAAAGAAAAUGAGUGAUCUGAUGUGAUGCGUGUCAGCCCCACUACAUUAUACUUGACAAUGAAGGAACAUAUCCUGGAAAGGCCUGGAAAAGCCAUGAGAAAGCAUUAAGAGGCCUGAUAUAAUCAUUAGUAAACCAUUGUUUACCCCCCCCCCCCCCCCC
Seriola dumerili (greater amberjack) is the source of this 3544-nucleotide messenger RNA. It is a transcript of the gene pdpr, whose product is annotated as pyruvate dehydrogenase phosphatase regulatory subunit. The transcript has 18 exons. NCBI's taxonomy places the organism in Eukaryota, Metazoa, Chordata, Actinopteri, Carangiformes, Carangidae. The record is from RefSeq and is a predicted model, not a curated record. Gene Ontology annotation, cellular component: mitochondrion; mitochondrial matrix; cytoplasm. Bases 115 to 2793 code for a protein of 892 amino acids. Gene Ontology annotation, molecular function: protein binding; oxidoreductase activity.